ACCCCAUCUUUAAUUUGGGCUCUGUUUGUCUAAAAAGAAUUAAAAAUGGCCGAGAAUGUGGUGGAGUCGGGCCCGCCUUCAGCCAAGAGGCCUAAACUCUCCUCACCGGCGCUCUCUGUCUCUGCAAGCGAUGGCACAGAUUUUGGAUCCCUGUUUGAUCUGGAACAUGACUUACCAGAUGAACUGAUCAGCUCCACAGAAUUGGGACUUACCAAUGGUGGUGAUAUUAAUCAGCUGCAGACUAGUCUUGGUAUGGCACAAGAUGCUGCUUCAAAACACAAACAGUUGUCUGAACUGUUACGUGCUGGUAGCUCACCAAACCUUAAUAUGGGAGUUGGUGGGCCAGGUCAGGGCAUGGCCAGCCAACCCCAGCAGAACAAUCCUGGAAUGGGAAUCUUAAACAGUAUGGUCAAAAGCCCCAUGGCACAGGCAGCAUUGACAUCUCCAAAUUUGGGGAUGGGUGCAAGUGGACCAAAUCAAGGUCCGUCUACUCAACCCACUGCAGGAAUGAUGCCAGCAGUGAACAAUCCAGUAAAUCCGCCUGGAAUGGGAAUGAAUGCAGGAAUAAAUGCUGGCAUGAAUCCUGGUAUGUUGGCUUCUGGAAAUGGACAAGGCAUGAUGCAGGGGCAAGUUUUAAAUGGUUCGAUUGGAGCAGGAAGAGGACGUUCCAACAUGUCAUACUCAAACCCAGGAAUGGGUAAUGCUGGUAACUUGUUGGCUGAGACAUUGCAGCAAGGUUCUCCGCAGAUAGGAGGACAGACAGGCUUGAGGGGUCCACAGCCUGGAGCAAUGGGCAAGAUGGGAAUGAUGAACAACCCCGGUCCUUAUGUCCCACCAUACAGCCAGAAUCCUGGACAACCAAUUGGAGCCAGUGGACUUGGUCCCCAGAUGCAAAAUAAGCCUAUAUUACCUAACAGUUUACCCCAGUUUCCAAUGGACAAGAAGCCAGUGCCUGGUCCAGUAAUGCCUAAUAUGGGUCAACAGCAGACACCUCCAGUUCAGCAGGCUGGGAUGGUGUCAACUGCCCCCCAGGGCAUGGGAUCAGGAGCACCAACUGCAGACCCAGAAAAGCGCAAACUCAUUCAGCAGCAACUCGUUCUCCUCUUACAUGCUCACAAAUGUCAGCGGCGGGAACAAGCAAAUGGUGAGGUGCGACAGUGCAACCUCCCUCAUUGUCGAACCAUGAAGAAUGUCCUCAACCACAUGACACAUUGUCAAGCUGGAAAAUCUUGCCAGGUGGCUCACUGUGCAUCUUCACGACAAAUCAUAUCGCACUGGAAGAAUUGUACACGGCAUGACUGUCCUGUGUGUCUCCCUCUCAAGAAUGCUGGGGACAAAAGAAAUCAACAAUCAUUACUAGGUGGUGGUGCAGUAGGACUUGGAAAUUCUGGCUCUGUAGGGGUGGGUCAGCAGACAACCCCCAACAUAAAUGCUACUAACCAGAUUGACCCCAGUUCAAUUGAGAGGGCUUAUGCUGCCCUUGGACUGACGUAUCAAGGGAAUCAGAUGCAGACGCAGACACAAGCUCAAGUGAAGAGCCAGCAGCAAGGACAGUCACCACAGGGACUUCGCCCCAUGAAUCCUACAAAUGCUAAUCCUAUGGGAGUGAAUGGAGGUGUUGGUGUUCAAGCCCAGAGUCUCCUACCUGAAUCAAUGUUGCAUCCAGCUAUGAAUUCUCAAAAUACCAUGAUGAAUGAAAAUGCCAAUGUUGCCAGUUUGGGGGCCAUGCCAACAGCAACACAUCCUUCUGGCAUUGGAAUUCGGAAACCAUGGCAUGAAGAUAUUACUCAGGACCUCAGAAAUCACCUUGUUCAUAAACUAGUACAAGCCAUAUUUCCAACUCCUGACCCUGCAGCACUAAAAGAUAGGCGCAUGGCAAAUCUUGUUUCCUAUGCUCGGAAAGUAGAAGGGGACAUGUAUGAAUCAGCAAAUAGCAGGGCAGAGUACUACCACUUAUUAGCAGAGAAAAUUUAUAAGAUCCAGAAGGAACUGGAGGAAAAGAGGAGGACCAGGCUACAAAGGCAGAAUAUGAUACCAAAUGCCCCAGGCAUGCCACCAGCUCCUAUCAGUCAAGGGCCCAUGGGGCAGCCACAACCCGGGAUGACAGCAAAUGGUCCUCUUCCCGACCCAACUAUGAUUCGUGCCAAUGUGCCAAACCAGAUGGUGAAUCGAAUGCAGACACCACCAGGAAUGAAUCAGUUUGGCCAGAUGACCAUGCAAAUGCAGUCAGUUGGACCCCGGCAAACUCCUCCCCUUCAGCACCCUGGACAGCUAAGCCAGACGGGGACCAUGAGCCAGAUGGGAUUUUCCCCACGUAUGCAACAAGGGGUGUCACAGCCUUCCAAUCAAAGUCAGUUCCUUCAGCAGACCCAAUAUCCUACAUUGUCUCCUGGAAUGAAUCCAACAAGCACGCCUAUGACUCAACCUGGCAAUCAGACUCCCACGUCUCAAGCACAAAUGACCAGCUCUUCCUGUCCUGUGACUUCUCCAGUAGUGGCGCCAGGUUCUCAAGGGAGUCAUAUUCAUUGCCCUCCUAUUCCACAGUCUACUUUACAUCGAAACUCUCCUUCUCCAGUACCAAGUCGUACUCCCACACCUCACCAUACACCCCCAGGACUGGUAUCGCAGCAGCAGCAGCAGCAGCAGCAGCAGCAGCAGCAGCAACAACAACAACAACCAGCACCACCACAGGCAACAAUUGCAUCUGCUCCUGCCACUGUUCCUCAAGCGAUGCCACCUGGACCACCGUCACAAACUAUGCACCCCCCACAGAGGCAGACCCCAACACCUCCCCAGGCUCAGUUGACUCCACAAGUGCAGCCUCCAGUUUCUGUUACCCCUUCUGCAGAGCAGCAGCUGCCACAGCAACCUCUUUCGCAGCAGAGCACGACUGCAUCUGUGCCCACCCCUACAGCAGCACUGCAGCCUCAGCAUCCUACAACACCCCUUUCACAUCCAGGUGCAAACAUUGAUGGGCAAGUAUCAAACCCACCAUCCACCAAUAGUGCGGAUGUGAACUCUCAACAGGGUGCUCCUGAACAGCAGCAGCAGCAGCCUUUGCCUGAAAUUAAAAUGGAGAUUAAAAUGGAAGAGGAAGAGUCAGAACAAACAGAUCUUCAAAUGGAGGAGAAGCCAGAGGUUAAGGUAGAAUCCAUGUCUGAGGAAUGCAAAUCUGAAUCAACAGAGCAGGAAGAGAAAAAACCAGAAGUGAAGCAAGAAGUGAAGGAAGAGGAGGAAAGACCUAGUACUCCAGGUACUCAGUCUUCACCAGCGUCAGGACAGUCAAAGAGGAAAAUUUUCAAGCCAGAAGAGUUGAGGCAGGCACUUAUGCCAACUUUGGAGGCACUUUACCGUCAGGACCCAGAGUCCCUUCCCUUCCGACAGCCUGUGGAUCCCCAACUACUAGGAAUUCCUGAUUACUUUGAUAUAGUAAAGAACCCCAUGGAUCUUUCUACAAUCAAGAGGAAGCUUGACACAGGACAGUACCAGGAGCCCUGGCAGUAUGUCGAUGAUAUUUGGCUCAUGUUCAACAAUGCCUGGCUUUACAACCGCAAAACAUCUAGAGUAUAUAAGUACUGUUCCAAGCUGGCAGAGGUGUUUGAGCAGGAAAUUGAUCCAGUUAUGCAGAGCCUUGGCUAUUGUUGUGGACGAAAGUUGGAGUUUUCACCACAGACUUUAUGUUGCUAUGGCAAACAGUUAUGCACAAUCCCACGAGAUGCUACAUAUUACAGUUACCAAAACAGUUCACCCAAAUAUGGCCUUCUUGCCGACAGGUAUCAUUUCUGUGAGAAGUGCUUCAAUGAAAUCCAAGGAGAGAGCGUUUCUUUGGGGGACGACCCAUCACAGCCUCAAACCACAAUAAAUAAAGACCAGUUUUCUAAAAGGAAAAAUGAUACACUGGACCCUGAACAGUUUGUUGAAUGUAUAGAAUGUGGAAGAAAAAUGCAUCAGAUUUGUGUGCUUCAUAAUGAGAUAAUCUGGCCAUCUGGCUUUGUUUGUGAUGGUUGCCUAAAGAAAACUGGGCGAACCCGGAGAGAAAAUAAAUUUUGUGCUCGAAGGUUACCAGCCACAAGACUUGGUACAUUCUUAGAGAACAGAGUGAAUGAGUUCCUGAGAAGACAGAAUCACCCUGAGUCAGGCGAAGUCAUAGUUAGGGUGGUUCAUACUUCAGAGAAAACUGUAGAGGUAAAGCCAGGGAUGAAAGCAAGGUUUGUAGAUAGUGGAGAGAUGGCAGAACAGUUCCCUUAUCGAACAAAAGCCCUCUUUGCUUUUGAGGAGAUUGAUGGUGUAGAUUUGUGCUUUUUUGGUAUGCAUGUUCAGGAGUAUGGUUCAGAUUGCCCUCAACCCAAUCAGAGGAGAGUAUACAUAUCUUACCUUGACAGUGUUCACUUCUUCCGUCCCAAAUGCCUGAGGACUGCUGUAUAUCAUGAAAUCCUAAUAGGAUACCUAGAAUACGUUAAAAAGUUGGGGUAUACAACGGGACAUAUAUGGGCCUGCCCACCUAGUGAAGGUGAUGAUUAUAUUUUCCAUUGCCAUCCUCCUGACCAAAAGAUACCCAAACCCAAACGACUGCAAGAGUGGUACAAAAAGAUGCUGGAUAAAUCUGUGUCAGAGCGCAUAGUGCAUGAUUACAAGGAUAUUUUUAAGCAGGCAACAGAAGACCGUCUGACAAGUGCAAAAGAGCUGCCUUACUUUGAAGGGGACUUCUGGCCUAAUGUUUUAGAAGAGAGCAUUAAGGAGCUAGAGCAAGAGGAAGAGGAGCGAAAGAGAGAAGAGAACACUAGCAAUGAGAGCACUGAUGUCAGCAAAGGAGAUAGCAAAAACGCCAAAAAGAAAAAUAAUAAGAAGACCAGUAAAAAUAAGAGCAGCUUGAGUCGUGGUAAUAAAAAGAAACCUGGAAUGCCUAAUGUCUCCAAUGACCUUUCCCAGAAACUGUAUGCCACUAUGGAAAAGCAUAAGGAGGUAUUCUUUGUGAUCCGUCUCAUUGCUGGUCCUCAAGCCAAUUCCCUGCCUCCCAUCAUUGAACCUGAUCCACUCAUUCCGUGCGACUUAAUGGAUGGGCGUGAUGCCUUCCUCACCCUUGCUAGAGACAAACACCUUGAGUUUUCCUCACUACGAAGGGCAAUGUGGUCAACCAUGUGCAUGCUGGUAGAGCUACAUACUCAGAGCCAGGAUCGUUUUGUUUAUACCUGCAAUGAAUGCAAACACCAUGUGGAAACAAGGUGGCACUGCACAGUCUGUGAGGAUUAUGACCUAUGUAUCACCUGCUAUAACUCUAAAAACCAUGAGCACAAGAUGGAGAAACUGGGCCUUGGUAUUGACGAUGAAAGCAACAACCAACAGACAGCCACUACUCAGAGUCCUGGUGAUUCACGUCGCCUGAGCAUCCAGCGCUGCAUCCAGUCUUUGGUCCAUGCCUGCCAGUGCCGCAAUGCCAACUGCUCAUUGCCGUCUUGUCAGAAGAUGAAGAGGGUCGUCCAGCACACCAAAGGUUGCAAGCGCAAAACCAAUGGAGGGUGCCCAAUUUGCAAGCAGCUCAUUGCUCUUUGCUGCUACCAUGCUAAGCACUGCCAGGAGAACAAGUGCCCAGUGCCCUUUUGCCUCAACAUCAAACACAAGCUUCGUCAGCAGCAGCUUCAGCACCGCCUGCAGCAGGCCCAGAUGCUCCGGAGGAGGGUGGCAAGCAUGCAGAGGACCGGCAUAGUAGGUCAGCAGCAAGGCUUGCCCUCGCCAACACCAGCCACACCAACAACUCCGACAGGCCAGCAGCCACCAACUCCUCAGACCCCACAGCCACAGCCUCCACCCCAGCAUGCCUCGCAGCCACAACCUGUACCUCCCAAUAACAUGCCUCCAUAUAGCAUGUCAAGAACUCAGCCUCCUGGUGCUGUCUCCCAAGGCAAGGCAGGUGGCCAGUUAACUCCUCCGACAACUCCUCAGGCUACUCAGCCACCUAUGCCGGGGCCCCCUGCAGCUGCCGUGGAAAUAGCCAUGCAGAUCCAGCGAGUAGCUGACCACCAGCGGCAGAUGGCUCAUCCAAUUUUCCAGAGGCCAAUUCAACACCAGAUGCCCCAGAUGAAUCAAAUACAGCCUAUGAGUGUAACACCACCUCAGAUGGCCAGAGGUCCUGGGGGCCAUAUAGAUCAAGGGAUGGGACCAGCAGGAAUUCAGCAGCAGCCCGCAUGGGCCCAGGGAGGUUUGCCUCAACCUCAGCAGCUGCAGUCAGGAAUGCAGAGACCAUCAAUGAUGUCAAUGGCCCAGGCUGGGCAGCAGAUGAGUAUGUCACCACAGCAGCCAGGAAUGGGUCAGGUACCUGGCGCUGCUCCAUCAAAGCAAAGCUCUGUGCCCCAGGCAGCCUUACAAAACCUGCUGCGGACUCUCAGGUCCCCCAGCUCUCCCAUGCAGCAGCAGCAGGUGCUUAACAUCCUGCACUCCAACCCUCAGCUGUUAGCUGCUUUCAUCAAGCAGAGGGCUGCCAAGUAUGUUGGGAACCAGAAUCCACAGGGCAUGCCGGGACAGCCAGGAAUGCCUCAAGGGCAACCAGGGAUGCAGCAGCAGGCCAUGCCAGGACAGCAAGGUGUGCAUCCCAAUCCAGCCAUGCAAAAUAUGAAUCCGAUGCAAGCAGGUGUCCAGAGGCCCAGCAUGCCCCAGCAGUCGCCACCCCAGCAGCCACCACCCCAGCAGGCCAUGGGUGGGAUGAAUCCUCAGGCACAACAAAUGAAUAUGAAUCCUGCAGCAACCAUGUCUCCCCAGUUUCGGGAAAUCCUAAUGAGACGGCAGCUGAUGGAACAGCAGCGUCAAGCAGCAGGACCAGGGUUGGGGCCUGGCAUGGCCAACCAUAAUCAGUUCCAACAGCCCCAGGGAGUUGGGUACCCUCAGCAGCAGCAGCAGCAGCAGCAACAGCAGCAGCAGCAGCAGCAGCGGAUGCAGCAUCACAUGCAGCAAAUGCAACAAGGGAAUAUGGGACAAAUGAGCCAGCUUCCACAACAGAUGAGUGCAGAGACGGGAUCCAGUUUGCAGCAAGUUUUCCAGCAGAGACUACUUCAGCAGCAGAUGGGAUCACCAGCUCAGCCCAAUCCUAUGAGUCCCCAACAGCACAUGCUCCCUAGCCAGGCCCAGUCCCCACACUUACAAGGCCAGCAGAUUCCAUCAUCGCUCACCAAUCAAGUGCGUUCUCCACAGCCUGUCCCUUCACCACGUCCCCAGUCCCAGCCACCCCACUCCAGUCCGUCCCCUAGGAUGCAGCCACAACCUUCUCCACAUCACGUCUCCCCGCAGACCAGCUCCCCUCAUCCAGGACUGGUAGCUGCCCAGGCUAACCCCAUGGAUCAAGGGCACUUUGCCAGCCCGGACCAGAAUGCAAUGCUUUCUCAGCUUGCUAGCAAUCCAGGCAUGGCAGGCCUCCAUGGUGCAAGUGCCACAGAACUGGGACUUGGCUCAGAUAAUUCAGACUUGAAUUCAAACCUUUCACAGAGUACACUAGACAUACACUAAGACACACUGUAGCAUUUUGGGAGCAAAAAAAACUUAUUUUCUCAAGACUUUUUGUACUGAAGACAAUUUUUUUUGAAUCUUUCUUAGCAGAACAUUUUUCCCUGGAAUACAUCUGAACUCUGCAGCAGUAGUUUGUGGUUUUAAAAAAUGAGAAACCAACAAAAUGAACCUGAGGGACAAUAGAAUACAAAGAAAAUAUAUUUUUGUUAUGGCUGGGGUCAUAACCAGUCCUUUUACUUGUUUUUGUUUUCCCUUCGCGUGUGUUGGGGAGGUGCUUGGGAUGGGAUAGUUAUUUGGCUGCUGACCAAAUGGCUUCCUUCUCUAGCCUCCAAUAGGUUUUUUUUUUUUUUAAAUUAAUGAAAAUAUGUAAUAUUGAUAGUUAUAAUUUACUGAGGCAGAUGGUUAACUUUUUUCCCCUAUUCUGGUUUUUCUCAUGCCUACUGCAAAAAAGAAAAAAAGAAAAACAGAAAAAACAGAACAUUUCCUAAAACUGGAGGACAAAAAGGGUGAAUGUUGCUUUAAAAUACAGUGCAUAUAUAUAAAUAUAUAAAAAUAUAUAUUAAAGAUAAAUACCAAUUUUUCCUCUUUGGUUGGAAAGAUGUCAAUUCUUUUAAAAACUGUAAAAAUUAUUAAGUAACCCAGUCUCCCUCCUGAAGUCUACUUUUGUCCUCCAAGAAUUUUCUAUACCAGAGUCUGAGCUUAAACUUCAAGUAUUAAAAUUUGUACAUGUAGAGAGAAGACAACUUUUUGCAAAUACACGGGGCAGCUGCCAAAUGGAUGUAGUAUAUAUAUUGUGGUUUUGUUUUCUUGAAAGAAUUUUUUUCGUUAUUUUUACAUCUAACAAAGGAAAAAAUAAAGAGGGUAAGAAACUAUUCCAAGGGUAUAAUUUUAACCUGAGAGUAAAUCCCUGGGGUUUCUUCUUUAUGCUUGCUUUCUCUAUCCCUCCCCUCCCAUUUCCUCCUCUUCCAUUUUCUGUAAAACUUGAAAAUAGAAAGCAAAAAACCCUCAAAUGUUGUAAAUCAUGCAAUUAAAGUUGAUUACUUAUAAAUAUGAACUUUCGAUCACUGUAUAGACUGUUAAUUGAUUUCUUAUUACCUAUUGUUAAAUAAACUGUGUGAGACAGACUG
Lacerta agilis (Sand lizard) is the source of this 8621-nucleotide messenger RNA. It is a transcript of the gene EP300, whose product is annotated as E1A binding protein p300. Gene Ontology annotation, molecular function: histone acetyltransferase activity; transcription coactivator activity; chromatin DNA binding. Bases 46 to 7494 code for a protein of 2482 amino acids. Gene Ontology annotation, biological process: positive regulation of transcription by RNA polymerase II. Gene Ontology annotation, cellular component: nucleus; histone acetyltransferase complex; transcription regulator complex. The record is from RefSeq and is a predicted model, not a curated record. The transcript has 31 exons. NCBI's taxonomy places the organism in Eukaryota, Metazoa, Chordata, Lepidosauria, Squamata, Lacertidae.